UUGGGAGGGGGUUCUUAAAGAGACAGGCGCUAAAUCUGCGUAGUUCUGAUUUUGGCUUAUAAUGAAUAUUAGCUCAUAAAUAAAUGCCAUAAUUGUUCAUUAUUUGUAUUAAUUCAUAGGUUUUCCUUCCAAUACUGUUUAGCAAGAGCUUUAUUUGUGCAACAAAACAGGAGAAAAGUUUGAAUCUAUUUGGAUUUGGUGUAAUUAGCCUUAAGUCCAAGUGUCAGUGGGGGGUUAAAGACCCACACUAUGAGCUGUAGCUGAAUAACUCCAGUGUUGAUGUCACUCAUUGUCUCUUUGCUCAUACACAACCAUCGACUCCCUCUCCCCUGUCCUUCAGCCACGCACGGCCACGGUCGUCAUGACAACAGGGGAGGCUAAUCUCCAGUGGACAGAGAAGGGAGAGAAAGUGCAAGUGCUUUGCAAGGGAAAAAAAAGAAACGUGCUUCCGAGAGCGUGUGCUGAUGGAGAUAUGCAGCGCGUGCUUGCAUAUUUCUGCACGUGUUUGCACUUCAAUUUCCACGACAUGUCUGAUUGCAUUUUUUUAUAAGAGGAGUCACUGAAUGGCAGAAUACUUCUAUAUGAUAAAAACAUCUCUUUCUACAUUCUGCUCCAUCCCUCCUCCAACCUUUGAAUGCAUCACUCUUUCAUUUUUCCUCCUCCUCCUGCUGACCUUCAUCAUCCACCUUAUUUACUCAUUUCCUUCCCCCGACUCCUACACUAUCUCCUCGUCUCUUUGUGACUCAUCCCUCCAAAAAAAGAGUCUUUUUCCCCUCUUCUGUCUCUGACACACCCUUUUCUUCCCUGACAAUCUUUUCAUCCCUUACAGCAGCCUGAAUCAUCUUUUCUCACAUCCCUCCUCUAAUUCCUAAAUCCAUCCCUCUCUCUCUCUCUCUCUCUCUCUAGUCUGCUUUCUAACUCCCUUACAGUGUCCAUCCCAGUUUCUCCCAUUCCUAUAAAUCCUCCCCUCUCCAUCUCCCUAGCAGAGAUCACACACACACUGCAACACACACAUAUGUUAUGGAUGAUUAGGCUGGCAGAGCUACAUGGCAGUCAGCCCACUGGAGGGAAUGAUGGAGAGGUGAAUGUCAGAUGGUGGGAAUCUCAUUUUUCCUCCCUGUCUUAUAGGAGCAGUUGAAAACCAUCACCCUGCUCCUCCUAUAUACAAGGUAUAUUGCAAGACCCCUUAUAUAUAUAUACAUAUGAAUGCACGUGUGCAUGCCCACAUGCAGAUGUUGAGUCAGCCCACUGGAGGGAAUGAUGGAGGGAUGGAUGUCAGACGGUGGGAAUCUCAUUUUUCCUCCCUCUUAUAGGAGCAUUGGAAAAACCAUCACCCUGCUCCUCCUAUACAGGGUAUAUUGCAAGACCCCUUAUAUAUAUAUAUGAAUGCACGUGCGCGUGCGCAUGCCCGCGUGCAGAUGUUGAGGUUGUUCUCCAGUAGAGGGCGGAGUGAGAGGAGAGAGGGGAAAGUGAGGAGUGGGGAAGCAGAGGAGCUGCAGAGAGAGAGAGAGCUGGAGCUGCAGAGAGGAGCUGGAGCUGCGGAGAGGAGCGGAUAGAGGCUGCAGCGGACGCCGGAUACCUGCAGCUGGAGAGCGGGCACGAAGAGAGGGAUGAGUCGGUGGUCCUCCCGGUUCUCUUUGCAGGAAUAGUUUGAGAGUCCGGUGCAAGGUGCAUGGUGCAUGGUGCACGCCCACACACACACACACACACACACACGUCUUAAAGAACAGCAAGGAGGAGAUGCAUUACGUCAUAGCAUCCCGUCGCCCUAGAUGACCGCGCGCGGUGCAUUGCCGGGAUGAUGCAGGGCUGCAGCUGCUGGACCAGAACGGGAACCGGAGGAGAAGGAGGAGAAGAAGGAGAGCAGCCGGUGCCGUCGCUCUGAUGGCGACACAAGAGACACAGCAGCAGCAAGGGGACAGCAGCAGCAGGUAUCUGGGAAGUGACGUGGCACGGUGCGGUUGUCGUGCGUUUCGCAGGAGGGCUGCAGGAAGGGAGACAUGGCUGCACAGUCGGACGGCUGCAAAGCUGGAUACGGCAGCUACGGAGGAGGAGGUGGAGGGUUUGCACAGCUGUACGACGUCGACGCAGAGGAACCGCUGGAUUCUGCAGCCAUCCACAUCUGUCAGUGCUGCCGCUCCUCCGCCUGCUACUGGGGCUGCCGCUCCGCCUGCCUCGGAUCCCUGUCCCAGCCCACCGGACCAGGAGGAGGUCUCGGUAUCCGGGAGACUCACUGCCCGCCCCGGGAGCAGCUGUGGCUGGACUGCCUCUGGAUCAUCCUCGCCCUCCUCGUCUUCUUCUGGGACGUCGGCACGGAUCUGUGCCUGGCGCUGGACUACUACCAGAGGCAGGACUACCUCUGGUUCGGCCUCACUCUCUUCUUCGUGCUGGUCCCGUCUGUUCUGGUGCAGAUACUGAGCUUCCGAUGGUUCGUGCAGGACUACACCGGAGGGGGGCUCGGGGAGGUGGAGGGGCUGACCAAGAGGGGUGCAGUGGCUCUGGGGUGUCUGUACCCCGGCAGGGACCGCCUGCAGCUGGCCUCCAUCUGGCUGUGGCAGGCCAUCAUACACAUCCUGCAGCUGGGGCAAGUGUGGAGGUACAUCAGGACGCUGUACCUGGGCAUCAUGUCGCGGCGGCAGAAGGAGCACCAGCGGCGCUGGUACUGGGCCAUGAUGUUCGAGUACGCAGACGUCAACAUGCUACGGCUGCUGGAGACCUUCCUGGAGUCGGCGCCUCAGCUGGUCCUGCAGCUCUGCAUCAUGAUCCAGGAGAACCGGGCCGAGACGCUGCAGUGCAUCUCCUCCCUGGGCUCGCUGUUGUCUCUCGCCUGGGUUCUGGCCUCCUACCACAAGCUGCUGCGAGACUCCCGCGACGACCAGCGCAGCAUGAGCUACCGCGGGGCGCUGCUGCACCUCUUCUGGCGCCUCUUCACCAUCUCGUCCCGCGUCCUCUCGCUCGCCCUCUUCGCCUCCCUCUUCCACAUCUACUUCGGCAUCUUCGUGGUGGUCCACUGGUGCGCCAUGGCCUUCUGGGUGGUGCACGGGGGCACCGACUUCUGCAUGUCCAAGUGGGAGGAGGUGCUGUUCAACAUGGUGGUCGGCAUCGUCUACAUCUUCUGCUGGUUUAACGUGAAGGAGGGACGGACGCGGUACAGGAUGGUGACGUACUACAUCGUGGUGUUGGCCGAGAACACCAUCCUCACCGGGCUGUGGUACGCCUACAGGGACCCGGUGCUGACCGACUCCUACGCCGUCCCAGCGCUGUGCGGCGUCUACCUGACGUUCGCCGGCGGCGUCCUGGUCAUGCUGCUGUACUACGGCUUCCUGCACCCGGCCACCGCCCACCUCCAGCCGAGCCCCGCCUCAUCCUGCUGCGCCCAGCUGCUCUGGGGCCUCCCGCUCCCGCCGUCGGCCCCGCCCAGCGCCCCGCCCACCCCGGCACACAUGACCAAGUCGGAGACGGAAGAGGAUGUGGCCGAGUCGUGUCUCCCCGUCUUCCAGGUGAGGUCGGCGCCCAUCACCUCCAAGCCCGAGGGCCCGCUCAUAAAGAUCGACAUGCCCAGGAAACGCUACCCGGCGUGGGACGCCCACUACGUAGACAGGCGCCUGCGGAGGACUAUAAACAUCCUGCAGUACAUAACGCCGGCCGCCGUGGGCAUCCGCUACCGUGACGGACCCCUACUGUAUGAACUGUUGCAGUACGAGUCCUCACUCUGACACAGAAACACACACAUAAGCACAUAAAAAGACAUGUACGUAUACAUGGAUGUUCAGAUUUAGAGAAACACACUCUCACAUGCACAACUUGAUGUAAGCACACAGACACAAAAGCAAUCUGUCACACUUUUACGCGCACACACACACACAUGCACACACACGCACAUUCCUUGCGGGCACCAACCUGCGA
This is a messenger RNA of Sebastes umbrosus (honeycomb rockfish), 3906 nucleotides long. RefSeq names its product XK-related protein 6 (gene xkr6a). Gene Ontology annotation, cellular component: plasma membrane. Lineage: Eukaryota; Metazoa; Chordata; Actinopteri; Perciformes; Sebastidae. The transcript is spliced from 4 exons. The coding region runs from base 2001 to 3716 and encodes 571 amino acids. The record is from RefSeq and is a predicted model, not a curated record. Gene Ontology annotation, biological process: apoptotic process involved in development; engulfment of apoptotic cell; phosphatidylserine exposure on apoptotic cell surface.